Dicentrarchus labrax (European seabass) is the source of this 2695-nucleotide messenger RNA. RefSeq lists its product as uncharacterized. The record is from RefSeq and is a predicted model, not a curated record. The coding region runs from base 225 to 1646 and encodes 473 amino acids. Lineage: Eukaryota; Metazoa; Chordata; Actinopteri; Moronidae. The transcript is spliced from 4 exons.
GCAGUUGUGGGCACCAUGACAACGAGGGCUCCUCUCUGAUUGGCUGAGAGCUUAAAAAGGCACAAAGUCCUUCAGUGCAGGUAUCACAGAGCCGCUCACUCACUCACCGACUCUUCUCUUGCACAGGAAGCAGGAGAUGGAUAACUGAGUAACGCACGCAGAUUCACACAGAGUGAACCACAACAAUCUGUGCCACUAACCUCAGAUAAAAUCAGGGCACUAAGAUGCCCAAAAGCGAUACCUGGCCAGGUGGCAUUGGAUUGGAGACGAUGACCAGCAUGGACAGUGCUGGCAGCUGUGACAGUGUUGUCAGCGCCAAUUCUGGCUUUAGUGAUGAUAGUCUGGAGUACCUGUCUGCUGAGGAGAAAGCCUGUCUCAUGUUUUUGGAGGAGACUAUUGAGUCUUUGGAUACUGAGGAGGACAGUGGACUGUCCAAUGAUGAACCUGACCAACUGCCCAACCCUGGCAACAUUGCUAACAAACUGGCUGACCUGUCAGCCUCCAUGGGCAAAAACAAGCUCAACAGUUCACAGAAACAUGCCUCUAAGGAACCCAUGAAGCAAAAUGUUGACACCAAACCCAUGCAGAGCUACCUGGUCCCUACACCUUUUGUUGUGGCAAGAAGCUCUCCAUGUUCUGUACCCAUUGCUAAGCAGAGUGUCCCUCCAGACAAAAAUCUCAGCUGUCCACCUCAGUUCACGUCUUCAAUCAAACAACCUGGUCACAAACACAACCAGAAACCUGUUGCGCCCCAAGUACCUUUAGAGGUUAAUGUUGUGAUGCUUCCUCCUACUAAAUCCAGGGACUGCUCAGUUCGGACAACUGAAGGUCCUUUACAUAGAGGUCCUCUGUCCUAUGAGGCACUUUUUCAUCUGCGGAGGAGUGCCUCCACAAAGAAGACGCCUUUAUGUCCCACCAUCGAUCAUACUAUAGACUUGGACAAGCAACUUCCUGUAACAGCGGAAGGCCCAAACCUUGGAAAUCUUCUAAGAUUCGGCAGAUCCAACUCAGAGGCUUUCAUGUCUAAGACAGGUCCUCCAGUUGUGGCCCCCAAACCCAAAAAGAUUCCUGCCAACAUAUCUAUGAAAACACAAAAUGAAGCAGCCAUAACCUCUGACUCUUCAUACGGUGUCAAGCAUGCAACAGACCCCCAGGUCGUGAGACUGGAAGCUUUGCAGAAGCUGGGACUCCUGAAAGAUCAACAACCAGAAAACGAGACAGUAGCCCCACUGCCUCCCCCGAAAUCUCCCUCCUCUCUGGACCCAACCCCAAACAGAUUUACAAGAGGUCCAUCUAACAUUAAUCCGUCAAGUAAUCCAUCGUUUUCUCAUUCUCAAGUGCCCUCUGAGCCCAAGAACAGACCUCUGCAGAGCAGUGCCAGUUUCCAUCACUACUCCAGACCUGACAAACAGCCUGCGUCUGUAUCGCAUCCUGCUCAAUCCAACGGAGCAAAGGCAGCUGGUCUGGAGCGCUCUGCUACCAUGGACAACCACAGAAACGGUGGAAGAUGCCCUGAACCACGGUACACCACUGCAGCUCAGCCCCAAAAACCCUCAAACUCAGUCGGAUAUACUGUGAUGGUGGUGCCUGGGAUGGGAGCUGAUCGAAAAGAAGCACUCAGAAAGCUCGGACUGCUCAAAGACUAAAAACAGAUGAACAGCAGAAGUCUGCCUGCGUAAGUGCUCAGAAAGAGUUCAAGAGUACUAUCAGCUUAAAGAGAGUUAGAGCAUUAAGGGGGAACUUGGCACUUUGGCAAACUGAAGUAGAAGAUGAUGAAGAAGAGGAAGAAUUUAAAAAGGGAAAUACCUGCACUUUUAAUGUAGGUUGCAGUUAAUCACUUACUUGAGGGCCGUUUUUAAUUAAAAUAUUGUUCUUAUGUAGGUUUCAACAGUACCUGAAAAUGCACCUUACACAGUUUAAACCCCGGAACCUCCUCGUAUUUCAGUAAAAUGUUAAUGUAAUGCCAUCUAAUUAGAAUCUCUUGGUGUUUGAUAUAACAAAUUUCAGUAAGAUAUAUAACUUGAUAAGGCACAACAGAACAAAUCAUCAACAGUACUUUAAACAUCAGUAUAUUGUUGAAGUUAUAGCCUUCGCUCUUCCAUCCCCAAAUCAGAUGGAGCAUUGGUUUUCUGCAUACACUCGUAUGCACGUACACGUUUAUGGCUAUAAGAAAUUAUUUGUAAGAAGCAAAACAAGACACAUUUUAUAUUGGUGGUAACAUACUGAAGCCAUCCAUAUUGUGGCUUUCCAUUAAUCUUGUUCCUUCCCCAUCAUACUGUACAUAAAAUGCUGCUCCGCUGUACUUCUACUUAAAGGAAACAUUUUAAUUUUAUAAAUCACAGAUGUGCCUAUAAUUGGAUUGUUGAGUACAUUCUUUGGAGCAAUCACUUUAUGCUGCUCAUAAUUAUUGUAAAAUGAAAUUUGGAAGUGUUUUGGGGUGAUUUUUCAGAGUUUUCUAACCUUUAGUAGCUACCAGCAGUACAUUGUUAUUGAGAUCUGAUGUAUAGAAAGCUCACCGAUAUGUUUCUACUAUUUUAUACAGUAUAUAUGAUUCAGGUGGUUUUAAAGAUGUGACAAACAGUCCAUGUAACUGCCUUCAUUGUCUAAAUACUGGAAAAAAUCAAAUGAUAAUGUGAUUAUUUUUACCUUCUCUAUUUCCAUAAAUGCAAGUGAAAAUAAAGAAGUCUGCAUCUUA